Messenger RNA from Mesitornis unicolor (brown roatelo), 633 nucleotides. RefSeq names its product protein lin-7 homolog C. Gene Ontology annotation, molecular function: L27 domain binding. The coding region runs from base 1 to 582 and encodes 193 amino acids. The record is from RefSeq and is a predicted model, not a curated record. Gene Ontology annotation, cellular component: cell-cell junction; basolateral plasma membrane; MPP7-DLG1-LIN7 complex. Gene Ontology annotation, biological process: protein localization to basolateral plasma membrane; neurotransmitter secretion; maintenance of epithelial cell apical/basal polarity. The transcript has 5 exons. Lineage: Eukaryota; Metazoa; Chordata; Aves; Mesitornithiformes; Mesitornithidae.
AUGGGAGAAGUGAAACUAAUACGUAAUAUCUGCAGAGCAAUUGAGUUGCUGGAAAAAUUACAGAGAAGUGGAGAAGUGCCACCACAAAAGCUACAGGCUUUGCAAAGGGUCCUUCAAAGUGAAUUCUGUUAUGCUGUGAGGGAGGUGUAUGAACAUGUAUAUGAAACUGUGGAUAUCAGCAGUAGCCCAGAAGUUAGAGCUAAUGCAACAGCAAAGGCGACUGUAGCUGCAUUUGCUGCUAGUGAAGGUCAUUCCCAUCCCAGAGUGGUUGAACUACCCAAAACCGAAGAAGGCCUUGGAUUCAACAUCAUGGGAGGCAAAGAACAAAAUUCUCCAAUCUAUAUCUCUCGAAUUAUCCCUGGUGGUAUAGCUGAUCGACAUGGAGGCCUGAAACGUGGAGACCAGCUACUUUCUGUAAACGGAGUGAGUGUCGAAGGUGAACACCAUGAAAAAGCAGUGGAACUCCUGAAGGCAGCUCAAGGAAAGGUUAAAUUAGUUGUGCGAUACACACCGAAGGUCCUGGAAGAAAUGGAGUCAAGAUUUGAAAAAAUGAGAUCGGCAAAACGCAGGCAGCAAAAUUAACAUUGUAUACAAUAACUUAAAGGAGAAAAUAUAUUCCAUUUACAUUUUAUA